Molecule: messenger RNA, 525 nt
Organism: Porites lobata
Lineage: Eukaryota; Metazoa; Cnidaria; Anthozoa; Scleractinia; Poritidae
Source: the annotation of a GenBank genome assembly
AGCUUUGCUUUUGGAAAUGACGAAAGUCCCAAGCCUUGCCGUAUCCAAUCAGAAGGUGAUCAGCUUCGUUGUAUUGUGCCGCAGGGAUACCAAGUUCGAAGCGGUGACUGCCCUGGAAACGACAUAUGGUCCCUCUAUAGAGAUCGUACUACUCUGAAAGAAUGCGCACGGCUUUGUUCCUCUUCCACCCAAUGCCAGGCUUUCAUGUUCUACAACAAUCACCGUUGUUACCCGAAGACAAAAACGUGUGGUGUAACUUCCAAGAGCAACCCUCUCAACGUGUUUUACGACAAAGUUCCUUCUGGCUACACCAUGCGUCCAGGCGACUGCCCCGGCAAUGACAUCUGGAGUCUCUAUAGAAGAAGCGCGACUCGGCAAGCCUGCGCUCAGAAUUGUGAUUCCAGCUCCACUUGCAACGCAUUUAUGCAUUAUGACAACCACGAGUGUUACCCGAAGACUAAAGGGUGUGGCGUAACAAGUCUUAGCAACAAGCUGAACAUCUUCUACGACAAGGUACCUGAUGGU